CGUGCGGUCAUAAGACUCUGCUAUCUAGCGUUACGAACUUAUCUGCAGGCAAUGCGACAUUUUCCUGGCUGAUAAUUUUCAUAUAUUUGUUAGUCUUUAUCUUACUGGAUGUUGCCCGAGGUGCCUGGACCAAUAGCCACGCCAGCGGCUGCUUCAUGUGUUUCUCCAGAUAUGGCGUCCGGCACGCCUCCACUCGAUCAACAGGCAUUCGCUGGCUCUGAUUCGGAGCUCUCUCAAGCUCAAGUCUUGCAAAAUGAGGAGGAACAAGCGUUAGAGAUUCAUGAGGUCAUUGAGCUUCAGGCAUUCAGCGAGCGGAAAGCCUGGAUAGAAGAUAAAAUCAAAUUCUUGGAGGCACUUCCUCCUAUCGAGGUUUUUGUCGGGCUGGAUGCCAUACGAACCUCCGCAGAAGACAUCCCCGGUUUACCCACGCGCAAACAGCUUCAGGAAUGGCUUGCAGAACACGACAGGAUUGAGAAAGAGACAGAAAUUUUUGACUCUGGGGAGCUCAAGAAACUUAGGGCACUCACUAAAGCGGCUACACAGAGGCAUCUUUCACCAGAAGACACUGACGUUAUCGAACUCACUCUCACGACCAUCUAUGAACUCGACAAGCUCCUCCACCUCCUGCGGGACCGCUCCGAAAACCUUGAUCUUCUGGGUAUUAGGCUGACGUGGGAAGAGCAACGUCGCGCAGCCUGGAGUGACCGCCAGAAGAUACUUGCAGACAUUGAGAAUUUCCUCACUACUCGUGCUAGAUGGUCGCCUUCCGUGUAUGAAUUCAUGGUUAAACCUGAAGAAAAGCCCUCAAAUCGUCGUGGCUCUGUUGCUUCCAUAGCUUCAGAUACGUCUGUUACGUCCAAUACUGGUUUCUCUCGCAGCGCCCGUUUCAAGCUUGCAGAACUCCUUUCGCGGGAUUCGGCACAGGUUGCUGGCAGAGUGUCGUCUCUUAGGCAUGGAAAGGUCGCUGCGGCUGGCAAAGCUCUAGACAAGUUGAUAGACAACAGUCGCAGGGCUGUUCCGGAGGAGCUACUGGACGAGCAGGACAAACUCGAGGACAAAGGCAUCAACGAGAUGGAACACGUCGGCAAAUUUGUCAUGAAUAUUGUUACGCAAUGGCGGAAAGCUGAUGAAAUCUACGUCGAAACAAUGAAAGAUGAGAAUGCUGCCCAAAACCUUUUGGAAGAAAUCGAAACUUCGAAGCUUUAUCACCCGACUUUCCGCCAGAGUACCAGCUUCCUUUCCCGUGCAGAGACUCUGGUGAAAAGGCUUGCUGUGAGGGGUAAUCCUAUCGCAAGUGGCACCUUCCCGCGACCACAACAUGUUCUCUUUCCUGACCAACAAUCAGCCAACGAGGCGAUCAGUCAAAUCUUGUCCUCAGAACUUGCUUCUACUUCGAAUCUCGUUGCCAAGGUUGAUUCUCUUGCUAAGGAGUACAGAGUUGGUUAUGAAGCUGUUAAGGAUGUCGAGUCCUUGUCCCGGUCUGCUGAUAAACUAAUGGAAAUCUUCAACUCCGCUAUUAAUCGCCUUGAAAAUGGAGUCACUGCCUGUGAUGGUGACGGCACCCCUCCUAGUCUCAUAUCGGAGGAUUGUUUGCAUCCUACGGCUCAUUCCGCAUUCAUUACUUUCCUACCAUCAAUCACUCAAGAGGUGGAGCAAUCAUGCACUCAAGCCGACCAUCUACUGCGAGCCUUUCGGGUGGCACUUCUCAAUGCAGAGCGACCCGGUAUUGACCAAACAUUCAAGGACAAUGCCACCGCUCAGAUUGAGGCUUUAGUUGCUGUUCGCGACAAAGCUGCUGCUAUUUGCGCUGACGUGAACACAAGACUCGGCAGACUCCGUGUAGCUAGGAGAGUUUGGUCGAUCAUGGAUGGUGUUUUGAAUGAACUGGAGGACACACGGAGCGAGGUCGCCGACCUAAUGGAGAGAGAAAGAUGGAAACAGACCAAUCAAAGUGCAGAACCUCUGACUCCGGAGACGCCACCUCAAGAUGUUCUUCCUACACCCUCAGUGUCGUCUAGCGACAUAGUGGGUCGUUUAGAGGUCGUUUACCAGACCCUCACAAAUGAUGUGAUGCAUCCCCUGGCUACCUUAAGUGGAAUGCUUGAGAAGCCCCUGGACGAAUUCCUCUGUCGUACCUCUGAAGGGUUAUUUGGUCACUUGGACAAUUUGAAGCAGAUGGUCGUUCUCCUGGACGCUAUUCGGUCACAAUAUGCAGCUAUGACCUCUUUUCAGGACAGCGUUCACGAGCUCCAGGUUCGGGUUGAGGACCUCAAGAUCCAUUAUGAUGCCACCAUCGAGGAAAUUCUUAAUGGCCAACUUUGUGGGGAAAGCUUGGGUAACGCGCAGGAUCAACUAAAGGACGAGUCAGAUGCGCUUCGUAAUACUGCCGACGCAUUCACGAACACCGUAGCUCAGCGGAUACCGUUCCUCUCUCAGCAUGUAUCCGAUCAAAGGAACGCACCUAUUCUCGUUCGGAAAAGGUUUUCCUCCGCAGGAAACAUAAAACUCAUCUCAUUCGAUGUACCAGCCACCAUCGAACCACCCUUCACGUUACGCAGCCUUGAUGACGCCGUUCGAGGAGACUCCAAUUUGCUAGUUAUGCAUCUCUUAGGGGAUGUACAAAGCCUCGAGCAGAAGACUGAACAUCUUCAGCUGGCAUGCAUGGCCAAAGAUGUUGAUUCUGAAUUGACCUUGGUGGCUGAUGACCUGCGUGGUGUCACUGAAGAGCUUGGCUCGCUGAGAACACUACUGGACUCUAUCUCUCAAGCAGACGAUAAGCUUACUCCGCUGCAAGAUCUAUCAGAGGAGCUUGACAGACAUUCAUCGCAACAUCGUUCUCGCUUAUCGCGCCGCCUCUCCUUGAUCCGUGAAUCCUUGCGCCGAAUGGAAUCUUUGCCUUGUUCGCACGAUCAUCGUAUCUACGAGACUCUCAUCAUGUCACGAAGAAGGGAGGUGGAUAACCUUGAGGUUAAAUUGAGUACCUGGGCCGAUAAUGCAGCUAUGCUUCGGGGCAAGCUGUCGGUUGCGCUCACCACGGAGGCAAAACGUAUCGAGGCUGCUAAACUCAGAGAGGAACAAGAAGCGGAAGAGAGAAGGCAGCGGGUUGAACUCGAACGCAGGGAGGCGGAGGCGAAAGCCAAAGAAGAGCAAGAACGCAGAGAGGCGGAGGCCAAGGCCAAAGAGGAGCAAGAACGCAGGGAGGCAGAGGCGAAAGCCAAAGAGGAGCAAGAACGCAAAGAGGCGGAGGCGAAAGCCAGAGAAGAGCAAGAGCGCAGAGAGGCGGAGGCGAAAGCCAGAGAAGAGCAAGAGCGCAGAGAGGCGGAGGCGAAAGCCAGAGAAGAGCAAGAGCGCAGAGAGGCGGAGGCGAAAGCCAGAGAAGAGCAAGAACGCAGAGAGGCGGAGGCCAAGGCCAGAGAAGAGCAAGAACGCAGAGAGGCGGAGGCGAAAGCCAGAGAGGAGCAAGAACGCAGAGAGGCAGAGGCGAAAGCCAGAGAAGAGGAAGAGCGCAAAAAAGCAGAAAGGCUAAGGAUUGAGAAGGAGCUGCGUGAUGAACAACAGGCGCGGGAAGAGCGUUUGAAGGCCGAGCAGCAGCAAGCCGAGAUGGAGCGUCAGGCGCGAGAACGCGAACGUCUUAAAGCUGAGGCUCAAAGAAAGGCGGGCAUUCAGCUACAGGAAACCGAAUACCAGGAAAGAGAUGAAUCGCAACUAUUUGAAGAUGUAUUUGGGUUGCGUAUUGCUCCUUCUCCGUCACCGACGAAAACCCAUCAGAGGGGCGAUCUGCUGGAUAAAGUUGUCUCGCUGAGGAAACGACUUCGUUCUAUCGGCAUCAAUGAGGUUGCACAUCCGGCAGCUAAUUCGAAUUCUUCCAAUCAUCUACCAACUCUGGAGCAAUACGGGAAGAUGAAUGCUCUCUUUGCGUCCAUAGUUUCUGAAGUAUCCGAGCUUGCUGCGUUACCUUCUUCGAUGUCAUCCCCUGCCGCAGAUAUGGAGUUGCGAUCGGCAAAUUCGGAAGUCGAAGCAUCCACCGAGCUGAUGCAACGGAUUCGACAAUUAGCCGACCUAUCUGAUGUCGCUCAUCGUUGCGAUAUGGCUCUCAGCGAUCUGCUUGAGCACAUUGACAGCUACCCUUCUCCUCCUGCUGGACCACUUUCUAGCACGCAUGUCUCGACCUCACGUUUGCCUCCAGAAGAACAACUUGCAGCUCGCCUUGCUUUCACGAAGCGCAUUGUUACUCAAGUAGCGGCAUACAUAGAAUCAGUCAAGGACGAUGCUCGCGCCAGUUCUGAAUAUCGACGUGUUCAGCAGACAUGGGUCGAGUUGGAAGAAAUGGCUCACGAUAGGAUCUGCGGCAAGAAAUCCCGUCCUACUAGUGUCCUCAGCUCUGGUAGGAAUAGUAGUGCAUCUGGUAUCAGCUCUGGGGCGACUGGUCACGCCAGAAAGGCCAGUGGUUAUUCCAAUCUCUCAGUAAGAGGAUCUGCCAAUGGGCGUUUCCUAGCUCCAGCGCAUCCAAGCCCCCGCCGAGUAGCGUCUGGCGAUUUGCAAACUCGACCCCGGCCGUCCAGCAAACUUUCUAUGCUAUCUACCGCUAGCAUGUCAAGAUCAGUGUCACUAGCAGGGCCAAUGGCAACGCCUUCAUCAUCAUCUUCUCUGCACGGUUCAACUUUUGCAUCUCGUCAGCGUACUGCUAGUCUAUCUGGUAAUGCAACUCCCAACACACCGACGAAGCAACCUCCAGUUCCUACCCGUCCCCGUGCGCAGACACGUUCGAGGGCCUCCCCCACACCUUCGGAAGCUUCUGUCGUCGCACGGUCCACCGCAAGUCACUCAAGGUCAUCUUCAUCCAUGUCCACGUGGGCCCGCGCACCGCGACAGUCAUUUCCCGCGUCAAACAAAGUCCAGACACCCCCGAAGAAAAUGCAGCCACAAACACGGAAAACCUACGUCGCUAAUCCCAAGAACAAACUGGACGUCGCGGUUGGAGACGUCGUCAACAAAUUGCCAGUCAACAUCAAUAUCGAGGUAGUCGCCGACACUUGGAAGGAUCAAAGCGGGAAGUAUUGGAUUGGUGAUCAAGAGCCAAAGCUAUGUUUUUGUCGCAUAUUGCGCUCGCAGACUGUUAUGGUGCGUGUUGGUGGUGGUUGGCAAGAAUUAUCAAAGUUUAUCAAAGAUCACUUCGCAGAUGUGUUUCGUAUUAUGCCUCCAGAGUCUCCUCCCAAAUUUGGCUCUCCCCGCUUUGGAUCUCGAGAAGAAAAGUGGAUUAGCUCCGCGACUUUGCUCGAAGCGCCUGAAAUUGUGACUACUCCUCCCCCCUGCACCCCCGAACCUAGGGGACCUUUCCUUCCUUCCUUCACCAUCUCGACUCCAGGAGCGCAUAGUCCACAUUCAGUGAAGUCUACGCCAUCAUCGGGAUCUCCCUUGGCUCCGCUUCAGUUUCUGAGGCGAGCGGAUCCUGACGCAAUGCGCCCAGUAACGCCAUCGAAACCACAUCGACCUCGAAAAAGCAUUCCUAACACCCCAGCUCGGCAUAAUCUAUGGAGACCAUGAUAACCUACAAUUUCUUCUACUCGCAUAUUAUCCAACUGACUCUGUUGCCGAUACCUCCCUCAUCUAUUAAUUAGAUAUUCGUGUUUCAUGUAUCAAACACAAUUGUACAUUGAUACCACUAAGUUGCACCACUUUUUUGGUUAUGUAUUUGUUUUGUUGUUUAGGCUUUGUUGACAUCGCUGAGGCCUGGACUCAACUACAGUAGUUUCCUUUUAUGAACAAUUUUAAAUCUAAAGCA
Molecule: messenger RNA, 5782 nt
Organism: Suillus discolor
Lineage: Eukaryota; Fungi; Basidiomycota; Agaricomycetes; Boletales; Suillaceae
Exons: 6
Coding region: 109-5544 (1811 amino acids)
Molecular function (GO): microtubule binding
Source: RefSeq, a predicted model, not a curated record